Physella acuta is the source of this 3460-nucleotide messenger RNA. Its product is annotated as transient receptor potential cation channel subfamily M member-like 2. Gene Ontology annotation, molecular function: monoatomic cation channel activity. Lineage: Eukaryota; Metazoa; Mollusca; Gastropoda; Physidae. The record is from RefSeq and is a predicted model, not a curated record. Gene Ontology annotation, cellular component: plasma membrane. Gene Ontology annotation, biological process: metal ion transport; monoatomic cation transmembrane transport.
GAGCUCCUGCAACAUGGAGAGCUGGCCGCUGCUGACCAAACAAGUGGACAUACAGGCCGCUGAAAGAAAGGCCCUAAUGGCCCUCAUCUACUGGGCCGUCCUAAACAAUCGUCACGCACUGUGCAAGGUCCUGUGGCAGCAGAGCUCUGAGCCCAUCGCUGUGGCGCUGGUCAUCUCCAACAUGUUCUACCGUCUCCACAAGCUCUGGAUCACGGAUGUCCGGCUCUCAAAGGCUGUCAAGGACUCGGCUGUCCACUUUGGAACCCUGGCAAUCCACGUCAUGGACCUGACCUACAGCGACUCGGCCCUGCUUGGCUUCCACGCUCUGGUCAACCCCCUGGACGAUUUCAACCACAUGAACGUGGUCGACCUGGCUCUGAUCGGCAACAACAUCUUCUUCAUCGCCCACCCGUGCUGCCAGAGGUCUAUGAGGGAGCGUUGGCUGGGGAACAUCAUCGUCAAGUCUUUUGGGAGGUUCCCCAUCAGUAUACCAGAGUUCAUGAAGAUACUGCUGUGCUUGUUUUUUGUGUUCCCGAUGUAUUUCUGGUUGAACUUUGACACCAGGACGCGCCAUGUCAACAAACUCAAAACCCUGGAAACCCCAGCCUCAACUAAAGCAGAAAGCAACUUAAACCAAUCCGCCGAUAUUGAAGACGAGAUUUACAAUCAAGAUGGGUCUCGACCGUCUUCGCCAGUCUAUGAGGAAGACCCCUUUGCUACCCCGAAUAUUUUCUGGCAGAUUUAUUUCCUGUGGACAGCACCCAUCUCGAAGUUUUGGCUCAAUCAGCUCUUUAUGUUGAUCUAUCUGGCCCUGUUCGCCUAUGCUAUGAUGAUUCCCUACUGUGGUGAUGAGAAAAUCAACAUCACCCUCAUGCUCUGGACCACAGUCAACCUUACAGAGCACAUCAUCGGUAUCGUUAAGAUUAAACUGAAAUUUCCGACGUACGAUUUAUUUUGGCCUCUGAUGGACAUCACGGUGGAGCUGCUGAUCUGUUGCGUCACGCUCCACCAAAUCCUGCAAGUCCACGAUCUGCUGCCUGACCGUGUCUACAAGACCAACUUCGUCGCCUACAAGUUCCACAUGGCCCUGGGCAUGCUGUUCAUGUAUUUCAGGGCCCUCAGGUACCUUCUGCCUGUCAGUCAGGAGCUAGGGCCAAUGCUUGUCAACAUCACGAACUUGACCAGGACGGACGUACCGGUCUGGUUCACACUCUGGGCCUUCCUGCUGUUCUCCAUGUCCCUGGCCAUUCAGUUCAUCAACUACCCCGCCCUCCCCUUGACCUGGCCGCUCCUGGGUAAGGCCCUCUUACGCGGGAUACUGGGCCUUUUUCUCACUGAGAUCUCAGAUCUAGACGAUGAUCCGGUGUGUCAUAAGCUGCACAGGAUAUCAGAAAUAGCUUACACGUGUGAUGGAAGCACCCUAGGACCAUUCCUGCAGAAACGAGUCGCGCAUUGUCCCUACCAGACAGGGUUGGGGUAUGUGAUGGUGAUUCUUCAUUUGCUCAUCACCAGGAUGGUCUACUUUACCCUCAUGUUCGCCAUUUUUGGGGUGACCAUCAACAAGACCACGGUCAGAUCGGUGGAGAUAUGGAAGUACCAGUUCUAUUCCAUGGUCACAGACUUCGAGAGCAGAUCCGUGGUGCCAGCACCUCUGAUAGCGAUCACCUACCCGUUCCGUGUCAUGAUCUACUUCGGCAAACUGGCCCUGACAAAUUUGUUUCGUUGUAACUUUUGUUUUCAGGACCAGUUCAAGCGACAAGAAUCCGAGUUCUACUCCGUGCCCUACAACCGAUGGAAGUCCUACAUGUCUAUCAUGGCCAAACGGGAAGAGGAGAAGGAGACCAACAUAUUGGAGACGCUAUCCCAGCUUGAAGAAGACAGUGCCGCCCAGAAGGUGAUGAUGCGGCGUCUCAACGACCGACUUGUGGACAUCGAGAAGAGUCAGAUGUUGAUUGGCUUUGCGCUGGAGAGUUUACUCAACAGUCUGCAUAAUCUAGACCCUAAAGCCCAGGUACAGAAGGCCCAGGCCCAGACACGCCCCAUCCACGUGGAGUCCCGGAAGUCGCCCUACCCAGGCACAGACAUUAAUCGAUUCCCUGUAUUGGAGAAGGAAAUCUUGUGGGAGGUGACGUUGGAGACCUACGACCCGCCCGAGUACACCAAGCCCGUGGAGGAGUUUCCUCUUGACCUCCAGCCAUGGGUGGACCCAGAUAUUUUAAACUUGAACGCAGAGGGUCUCUCCAUCCACCUGGUGGGUCUAGAGGAUGAAAACUUGCCGCAUGUAAUUCACCAGUUUGAACCUAACUAUAACGCCGUCACCACCAUAACGCUGCCCAGUGGUCAUACAGGGGUCAUUGAUAGGACCACAUACAUGACCUCCAACGCUGAGCCGCUGCAGUACGAGCUAGAUGCCACUUCAGUUCCCAGAAAUCCCAUGGGUAGAACUGGGCUCCGUGGCCGAGGAAAACUUUAUUUCUGGGGUCCGAACCACAUGAUGCAGGCCGUCAUCUCCAGGUGGAAGGCCCAGCCCUCGGGCCAACAGGUGGCCUCCAAGGCCCAGGACCCGCCCAGCUCCAAACGUAUCGAGAUCCUGGUCGUCCAGCCGCCGGACACGAGAACCGUCUCACUUCCAGCGGAAUUUGUUAUUGGUGGUAUUUCGCCCCACGGAACCAUGUGCACCUUGUUGAAGAAUUACCUGAGCAAGGACAGCGACGCGGAGGAUGUGGCCAAUUAUGACCAGGAGGAAAUGGUGCAGUUCUACAGCCAGUUCGCUUCAGCUGAGAUGCAGAAGAAGAACAAGUCAAUGUACGCCUACUACGGCUACUCCGCCAUGAUGGUGUACAGAGGUUACCAAGACGACCCUAGCAACACGGACAACGCCUGGCAGGAGACAGAGAUCUGGAACUUUCACUACAAGUACAAGGACUGUUUUGAUUCCAAGAUAAAGGAGGGUGAGCGCAUCUUCUGGCUGCCAGUCACAGAAAACAUGCAGCUGUCUCCCAUAGAGUUCUCGGCCGUCUUGGAGUCAGCCAAGCUCCACAAUGCUGAUGUCUGAUGUUUAUGAUGGUGAUGGUGUGUGAUGUGAUGUGUCUAGCUGAUCUCUGAUGUUUAUGAUGGUGAUGGUGUGUGAUGUGAUGUGUCUAGCUGAUCUCUGAUGUUUAUGAUGGUGAUGGUGUGUGAUGUGAUGUGUCUAGCUGAUGUCUGAUGUUUAUGAUGGUGAUGGUGUGACGUGUUGGAGUCAGCCAAACUCCACAAUGCUGAUGUCUGAUGUUUACGAUGGUGGUGGUGUGUUUAUGAUGUUGUUGGUGUGUGAUAUGAUUUGUCGUGUUGGUAUUUACCAAAUUCCACGAGCUGAUGUUUGAUGUUUAUGAUGAUUAUGUACGAUGUUAAACAAAAUUGCAACUUAGAAUUCAUAAUCUUGCUAUGUUGUAUCAAACGUUCACAACGACGAUGUGUAAUA